ACAAAAUAAUUCUUUACAUUCUCUCUGUAGGCUUCUUAAUAGACAAAUACCUUCUGGACCGAGAUCAGCGCAAAUGACUCAAUUAGAAGAAAUCAACUUACAUUUUGCAAGCAAUCAUAUAAAGUUAAAAAUGGAAUGGCUCCGGGAAGUUGUUAAUUUUCUCUCAAACAUUGAGAUCAGUACAGACAAAUUAAUAGGUUUAGUUUAUCAACAAUGGAUUUACUCAAAUAUUCAACAAAGUACUGAACCUAUUAAAGAAUUUGAGAAUUCUAAUGAUAUUUUUGAUUUGCCACAACCCCUACUUUUACAGAUUGAAUCUGUUACCGAUAUAGGCACUUCUUUUCUUAAACAAUACCAAACACUUGUACAAAAAGACUACGAUGAAACCGCCGCUGAACUAGGUGUUAUUGAUUCAGACGACUACAAAAUUGAUAAAAAGUUUAAAUGUUUUUCUCUUCAACUAACCGAUGGAGAAAGGAUUUUUAAGGCUUUUGAACAAAAACGUAUUCCAAACCUAUUGUUAUCUACACCUCCUGGAAGCAAGAUUUUACUUUUUCGUGGGACGCGGAUUAAUCAAAAUAUUAUGUUUCUCGAUCCAAAAAAAUGUCAGUUAUUGGGUGGUGCCGUCUAUGAUCUUAUAUUACAAAAUAAUUCUUUACAUUUUAUUUCUGGACAGAUAAAUGAACAAAUACACUCUCAACAAAAUGAAUUUGUAAUAUUUAGAUUUCAGAAAUAA
Meloidogyne enterolobii is the source of this 736-nucleotide messenger RNA. The record is from the annotation of a GenBank genome assembly. Lineage: Eukaryota; Metazoa; Nematoda; Chromadorea; Rhabditida; Meloidogynidae.